AUCUGAGGGCGCUCCUAGCCCCAGUUCACAAGGGUAAGCAGAAAUCACCUCUACUGGUUGCAUAGCCGUCCCAUGGCAUGCCCCUCAGCUCUGAGCCGCCCUACCCACUGUCCCCCUUGGAGGAAGACAUGACUGUUGGGCCAGCAGCAUCUGGCACAUCUGGAGCUGGCCUCUGACUCUCCCACAGCCCAGCAGGGGCCCUUGGUUGGAACUACCUAGUGUCCAGAAUAGCCCCGGGAAGGCUUUGUGUCACUCAGCACUUUUGAUCUAUUUCUGGAGCGUGAAUUAGAAAUACAGUCACCACUCUCAAGGAGGGGGAACCCAAUCCUUGAACAGAGGAGUGGAGGGAGCAUUCCAGACCGAGGCAUCACACGCCAAGGCGUGAAAGUGAACGUGGCAGUGCAGCUGAGUGGAGCGUGAGCUGGCUGGGUUAGAUGAGGUGUGUGCCCUAGCAGUAGCUCCCAUGGUGACCAUGUGCCUCUUGUGAACCAAGCCUGGGACUAGAAAGGAGGCGUAUCCUGCUAGUGUAGUUUUUAAGCUACCCUGCAGCUAUCAUUAAAAAAAAAAAAAACCGUUGCCAUGGAGCCCAUUGCAACUUAUAGUGACCCCACAGGACACGGCAGAACUGCUCCAUAGGGUUUCCAAUGCUGUAAUCUUUACAGACACAGACUGCCACAUCUUUCUCCCACAGAGCACUGGUGGGUUUGAACUGCCCUAUCACAACUCAAUGCUGUUGAGUUGAUUCCGACUCAUAUCGACCCUGUAGGACAGAGCAGAACUGCCCCAUAGGGUUUCCAAGGAGCAGCUGGUGGAUUCUCACUGCCAACCACUUGGUUAGCAGCCAAGCUCUUAACUGUUGCGCCAUCAGGGCUCUGUGCUAUCACAGGGGAGGGAAAAAGAGGCGGCUACUUGGCCUCACCGCCCUUCUCCUUCUCUAGGUUAUGCCCAUUAACCUAGAAUGCCCAAUAAAGUUUUUCCUUGAGAUGUUUCCUCCUGUUAAAAAUGCGGAACAUGAGGCCCAGGCCCCAAUCUAUGGAAUCAGAAUCUCUAAAGGUGGGGCUUUGGGAGAUUAAGCGUGCUACUUCUGAAAAACUAAUACCCACAUCUUGAUAACUCCUGUCUGGAAAGCCUGUUAAAAUGUAACUUAUGUGGAGGAGGGAAAAUAGCAGGAGUGUGGAAGCCAGGCUGGAGAGUCCAGAGUGCAGGAGGUUAAGGAAUGGCAGCUGCAGAAGAAGGGGUGAGGGACCCUGAGCUGAGGGAGAAGGGGGAGGACACAGGGAACCCUGGGGUGAAGUGCCUGCGUGGAAACUGAGCCCUGAGGACCCCAAGCAAGGGAGACCCGUGCGCUGCCUUUCAUCUCCCUAGGGUGAGGAAUGCACGCGGUGAGCCUCUGCUCACCUGUGUGACUGGGCAAGUCUCUUCAUCUGGACCUCGAUUUCCCCUUCAUGAGAAUACCAAUGUGGGGCGAGGGAGUAACCAAAGCCAGGCCUUAUUUGAGUUUGUAUGCAUGUGGCCAGGGGAAGGGAGCCAAAACUACUCCUAAAUAGGAAAAGGUGAAUUUGAGGGGAUUGACUUAGAUAAAUAUUGGUCUUACUUACUUUAGAUAUACAGCCCCAACCUAUUGCCAGGGUGCUUCCUUAAAUAUAUUUUAUAUUUGCUCCUGUUGUUUACCCUAUACACAGAAUUUCUCAAACCUUUAUUGGUCACGACCCAGAGUUGAAAAAAAUAUUUUCCAAAUUUUUCAUAUGCACUUGUAUAACUGAAAUGAAAAUUUCAUGAAACAAUACCCACCUCAAUCCACUCUGGUAUUUUCUUUUCAAUUUUCAUCCACUUCACACUUUAAAAAUCUUGGUCACAAUCCACUACACGAAUUUCACAGCCCUCUAAUGGGUCACAACUCAGACUUCUAAAAACACCGUCAGGUGUAAACUUUACAAAGCUGUUCUGUACCCAUUAUCUUAUCUGGGCUUCUCACUGCCCUGGGUGACUGGUGUAUGCGCCCCAUUUUACUGAGGAGGUAAAGAGUUCGAAGAGGUAAACUGAAUUGUCCAAGGUCACACGCUAGCAACCAGCGCCCUUGAAAGCUGGCUGAGGUUCUGCAAAACAAGCUUUUCCCAGGUGACAAACACCAAGACCUGACCUCUGGCCAUUCCCAGGAACCGGAAGACACCCAGGAGGGGCUCAAGGUCCCCUAGGAAGGAAGAGGAAUAAGGGAAGAGGAGUCAGUACAAAAUAGCUCAGAAGCUCUGGCCAACCAAAGUUGGCUUUAUGCAGAUCCACUGUCUUUAAGGGAUUGGCCCCAAGGGGGCUCCCCAACCCUCAUCCCUACCCCAGGCCAGCUUCCUGGAUCAGGCCCUGCCCAGAUCAGGUCUCUCCCCUGAGCAGUCCAUCCCUACUUACCACUGUGGGUGUGGUUCCUGAGGCUGAGGAGCUGGAGCUGCUUUCUCCCAGUCACCGGGAACAGGUCAUUUCCUCCCUGGAAUCUGAGCUAAGGGGGCUCCUGGCAGCCUGUCCUACCAGCUUCUCAACAUGGCUUGCAAGGAGGGACUCCGGGCCUGGAAGAGAAUCUUCUGGCAGCUGAUCUUACUUGCACUUGGCUUCCUAGGCCUGCUCCUGUAUUGGAUCCCUGUAGUCAGGUACCUGGAAGUCUUCAUCCCCAUGGGUGUCUGCCCUUCAGCCAGAAUGCCGCUGCUGAGUGACAACUUCACGGGUUUCCUGCGCCCCUGGGCCCGGCCUGAAGUCCUGACCUGCACCUCCUGGGGGGCCCCCAUUAUUUGGGAUGGCACCUUUGACCCAGAUGUGGCCCAGCAAAAAGUUAGACAACAAAACCUCACCAUUGGGCUGACUGUCUUUGCUGUAGGCAGGUAUCUGGAGAAGUACCUGGCGCGCUUUCUGGAGACAGCUGAGCAGCAUUUCAUGGUGGGUCAGCGCGUGGUGUACUACGUCUUUACCGAGCGCCCGGCCGCCGUGCCACACAUGGCGCUAGGUCAGGGCCGCCGGCUGCGUGUGGAGUACGUAGCCCGCGAACGGCGCUGGCAAGACGUGUCAAUGGAGCGCAUGCGCACGCUGCACGAGGCGCUGGGCGGGCGGCUGGGCCGCGAGGCGCACUUCGUGAUCUGCAUGGACGUGGACCAGCACUUCAGUGGCGCCUUUGGGCCUGAGGUGCUGGCCGAGUCGGUGGCGCAGCUGCACGCCUGGCACUACCACUGGCCACGGUGGCUGCUGCCCUUUGAGCGCGACGCGCGCUCGGCCGCUGCGCUGGGGCCUGGCGAGGGCGACUUCUACUACCACGCGGCGGUGUUUGGGGGCAGCGUGGCGGCGGUGCGCAAGCUGACUGCGCACUGCGCACAGGCCAUGCUGCGGGACCGCGCGCGCGGCGUGGAGGCGCGCUGGCACGACGAGAGCCACCUCAACAAGUUCUUCUGGCUGCACAAGCCCGCGAAGGUGCUGUCGCCCGAGUUCUGCUGGAGCCCGGAAAUCGGCUCGCGGGCCGAGAUCCGCCGCCCGCGCCUGCUCUGGGCGCCCAAGGAGUACGCCGUGGUGCGCGACUAG
Messenger RNA from Loxodonta africana (African savanna elephant), 3552 nucleotides. It is a transcript of the gene A3GALT2, whose product is annotated as alpha 1,3-galactosyltransferase 2. The record is from RefSeq and is a predicted model, not a curated record. Bases 2530 to 3552 code for a protein of 340 amino acids. NCBI's taxonomy places the organism in Eukaryota, Metazoa, Chordata, Mammalia, Proboscidea, Elephantidae. Gene Ontology annotation, cellular component: Golgi apparatus; vesicle; membrane. Gene Ontology annotation, biological process: carbohydrate metabolic process. Gene Ontology annotation, molecular function: hexosyltransferase activity. The transcript is spliced from 5 exons.